This is a messenger RNA of Heterostelium album PN500, 2208 nucleotides long. RefSeq names its product ABC transporter D family protein (gene abcD2). The transcript is spliced from 6 exons. Gene Ontology annotation, cellular component: peroxisomal membrane. The record is from RefSeq and is a predicted model, not a curated record. Gene Ontology annotation, biological process: peroxisome organization; very long-chain fatty acid catabolic process; fatty acid beta-oxidation. NCBI's taxonomy places the organism in Eukaryota, Evosea, Eumycetozoa, Acytosteliales, Acytosteliaceae. The coding region runs from base 1 to 2208 and encodes 735 amino acids. Gene Ontology annotation, molecular function: ATP hydrolysis activity; long-chain fatty acid transmembrane transporter activity; ABC-type transporter activity.
AUGGUAUUACAAACUUUAACAGCUUCUAUGACAGGAGCUAAUACCAAUAGAACCGUAAAGAGAGCACAACAAAAGCUACUCUCUCUUCUCGGUUCACUUGGUCCAACCAGUGGUUCACUCACCAAAAAACUAAUGAUUUUAGCUGCUCUUGGUGGUGGUGCAUAUACACUUAUCAAGUUUUAUAAAACUCAAAAAGAUAGUAAAUCACAAAGUGGAUUGGUUGUUCAAAAUAAAGAGAGAUCAGGUGAUCGAAAGAGUACUAGAGUAACAGUGGAUGCAGUGUUUUUCAAGCGUUUAGCAAAAAUCAUUAGAAUCAUCAUUCCAUCGAUCAGAUCAAAGGAGUUCUUGAGUUUGAUGUUCUUGACUGUAUUGCUGUUGGCACGUACCAUGCUUUCAGUUUCGAUUGCAGAGAUUGCCGGUAGAAACGCACAGAACUUGGUUGCCCGUAAAUGGAAGGAAAUGCGUAAUGGUGUACUCAAGUUUGCAUUGAUCUCCAUUCCAGCAUCAUUCGUCAACAGCACACUCAAAUAUGAAACCGACAUGUUGGCAUUGCGUUUCCGUAAGAGACUAUCAGAGUACGUUCAUCGUGAAUACUUGGAAGGUGUAAACUUUUACAAAGCAUCUCAUCUAGGUGGAAAUAAUAGAAUUGAUAAUGCUGAUCAAAGAGUAACAUCUGAUAUUGAAAUGUUUUGUAAUUCAAUGAGUAAUUUAUAUACAACGGUAUUUAAACCAGUGUUGGAUCUGAUACUUUUCACAAGCAAGUUGGUCGGUGUUAUGGGAUGGGGAUCACCAUUGUUGAUGUUUGGUUACUUUAUUAUCUCUGGUUCACUUAAAAAGUUGAUCAUGCCACCAUUUGGUAAGCUCACUGCUAAGCAAUCGGAACUCGAAGGAAACUACCGUACCGUUCAUCAAAGAUUGAUUACCAACGCCGAGGAGAUUGCUUUCUACGAUGGUGCUAGAAAGGAAAGACAAAUCAUUAAUUUAUCAUUUGGUGAUAUUUAUAGACAUACUGGUUAUGUUAGUUAUCUAAGAUGUUUAGUUGGAAUUUUCGAUGGAUUUUUAGUUAAAUAUUGUGCAUCGAUUGUUGGAUAUGGUUGUAUGGCAUUACCAAUUUAUUUAGGUAUUAAAGGUACUGCUGGAAAAGAUUCAACAGAGUUGACCAAGGAUUAUAUUAGAAAUACUCAGCUGAUGAUGGCGUUGGCACAAGCGAUCGGUCAGUUGGUAUUGCUCGGAAACAAGAUUACCAAUAUGGCAGGUUACACUUCGCGUGUCUCAGAGUUGCUCGAAAUGAUAAAGUCACUGAAGGAGCGUGGAUCAUCGACCUUUGUCAUUGUUGAGGACGACGAUAUCAGCAGUCCAGCCAUUCAAUCGAGCAGUGGCACCUCUGAUCAGUAUCUCACCAACGACUCGAACUGGUUGGUCGAGUGGAAGAAACGUUCCGACAAUCUCCGUCAGUUGAAGCGUUCGCUCUCCCAGACCGUUACAAUGCAAUCGGUCACCGGUGGUGGUAGCUUUGUCGAGGGUGAAUUCAUCAAGUUCUCCAAUGUCUCUAUUGUCUCACCGGAGGGUAAGUUGCUCGUCACCGACUUGAACUUUGAGGUCAAGCCACAACAAAACGUAAUGAUCACCGGUCCGAACGGUAGUGGUAAGAGUUCACUCUUCCGUAUCUUGGGUGAAUUGUGGCCAUUGCACUGCGGUACCGUCAUCAAGCCAAGAAAGGAAGACAUUCUCUUUGUUCCACAAAAGCCAUAUCUCGUACUCGGUACAUUGAGAGAUCAAAUCAUCUACCCACACAACGCCGAAGACAUGAAAAAGUUUGGUAUCACCGAUGAUGAUCUCGUUCAUCUCUUAUCAACCGUCGAUCCAAACAACACAAUCAUCAAUCAAUGGGCAUGGGAUGAUGUUAAAGAUUGGUUCACUGCAUUAUCAGGUGGACAAAAACAAAGAAUUGCUAUGGCCCGUUUAUUCUAUCAUAGACCACAAUACGCUAUUCUUGAUGAGUGUACUAGUGCUGUCAGUGAUGAAGUUGAAGGAAAGAUUUAUGAAACAUGUAAAACACUUGGUAUUACAUUAUUCACUGUAUCACAUAGACAACAAUUGCGUGCAUACCAUGAUGAUCAACUUUUGUUUGAUGGUAGAGGUGGAUGGGAAUGGACAAAGAUUGACCACUCUCAAGAUCAUAUCAACAAACCACUCUCUUAUAAAUGA